CUCUUGUGAAGCCACGCCCCUCUCGCACUCACACGGCGGCUUCCAGAAACGAGUGGCGUCAGACCGCAGUGGCCGAGCCGUGCCGGGUAUAAAGAGGAAUUUUAGCGGUUCCCACUGUUUGGACGGAGGAACAGCCAACAUGCUCACUAAGGAGUUCCGAAUUGUCCUGCCCAUUUCUGUGACGGAAUACCAAGUGGGCCAGCUGUAUGCAGUAGCAGAGGCCAGUAAGGAUCAGACGGGUGGAGGAGAAGGUGUGGAGGUGCUUGUCAAUGAGCCCUAUGAGAAGGAUGGAGAGAAGGGACAGUAUACCCACAAGAUCUACCACCUGAAAAGUAAAGUGCCAGGUUUUGUCAAUGCAAUAGCUCCAAAAGGGUCUCUCAAGGUUCACGAGAAGGCCUGGAAUGCCUAUCCUUACUGUCGAACCAUUCUCACCAAUGAAUACAUGAAAGAUAAAUUCGAGAUCAAGAUUGAGACAUGGCACAAGCCUGAUAUGGGGAACCAGGAAAAUGUACACGGACUGGAAGAAAGCCAAUGGGAAAAAACUCAAGUAGUUGACAUUGAUAUUGCCACAUGUCGCAUAGCUCCAAAGGACUACAACCCAGAUCAUGAUCCAACCAAAUUCAAGUCAGAGAAGACAGAUAGAGCACCUCUGGCAGCUGACUGGAAGAAAGAACUCCCUAACAAGGCCAACUGUCCACACAUGUGUGCCUAUAAGUUGGUCACUGUGGAAUUCAAGUGGUUCGGACUGCAGGGCACGGUGGAAAAAAAAAUACAAGAUAUCGAGGAGCGUUUGUUCGCAAACUUCCACAGACAGCUUUUCUGCUCGAUCGACAAGUGGAUUGAUCUGACAAUGGAUGACAUACGACGUAUGGAGGAAGAGACAAAGAAGGAGCUGGAUGAGAUGAGGGUCAACGAUGAAGUCAAAGGCAUGGGAGUUGAAUAGUGAAGGCAGCUGACUGACCAACCCAAUCACCAUUUGAUAAAGGAGGAUUUGACUUCAUGCAGACACUGGGCCUGGAACUGGUUGAUUGGCAUAAUCGAGAAUACCACAACAUCUCAAUAAAGUAUGCCUUAAUUAGA
This is a messenger RNA of Acanthopagrus latus (yellowfin seabream), 1080 nucleotides long. Its product is annotated as phosphatidylinositol transfer protein alpha isoform-like. The record is from RefSeq and is a predicted model, not a curated record. Gene Ontology annotation, molecular function: phosphatidylcholine binding; phosphatidylinositol transfer activity; phosphatidylinositol binding. The transcript has 12 exons. The coding region runs from base 140 to 943 and encodes 267 amino acids. Gene Ontology annotation, biological process: phospholipid transport. Gene Ontology annotation, cellular component: cytoplasm. Lineage: Eukaryota; Metazoa; Chordata; Actinopteri; Spariformes; Sparidae.